Messenger RNA from Annulohypoxylon maeteangense, 1203 nucleotides. RefSeq lists its product as uncharacterized. The transcript has 4 exons. Bases 1 to 1203 code for a protein of 400 amino acids. The record is from RefSeq and is a predicted model, not a curated record. Lineage: Eukaryota; Fungi; Ascomycota; Sordariomycetes; Xylariales; Hypoxylaceae.
AUGGAUGCUGUUUUAGAUCCCCAAGAAGCCGCAAGGCUCAUCCAGUCAUCCGGCCAGAUUCACAUGCACGCCUUCCAAGUCGCCAUUGGAGUCUUAACCGGCCUGGCCCUUUGCUGUUUCCUCGCACGCAUGGCCAUACGCCUCACAUACCAGAAACGUCUAGGCCUAGACGACGCGUUCCUGAUCCUCGCGGCGGCUUGUCUAUGCGCCGCCACCGGCAUCCUGUACCAUAUCUGCUAUUUUCUGUACCUGCAUUCAGCAGCGUCGUUCGCGCAACAGCUCCUGCCCUACCUUCUCGCUAACUACGAUGAGCUUCUCGGGCUGCAGAAGAGGGUGUACCCUUUCCUCGCCCUAAUAUGGACGACGACCUUCGCUGUCAAGGCGUGCUUUCUAGCUUUCAUGCGUCCGCUCGUCUGGCAUAUCUCCAGGAGAGUGAAUUGGUAUUACUGGUUUAUCGUGGGCUUUUGCCUAAUAUCUUGGGCCUUUGUUGUCGCGGAUCCGUUUAUCAUAUGCCCGUAUCUUGGGGCGGACGCAACAAAAUGCUUUAGUUCUACUGUGGAUGAGAGAGUGUCACUUGGGCUUACUGCCUUCGUUACAGUCCUGGAUAUCCUUUCUGAUAUAAUGGUUGUUACCAUCCCUAUCAUCGUUCUCAGGGGCUCGUUCCUCAGCCGGUCUACGAAGUUCGGCUUGGCAGUUUUUCUCUGCCUCUCCGUUUUUAUGGCAAUCUGCGCUGUUGUUAGGAUUGCCGGGUUCCAUUACAAGGGUCUCGAGGACGACAUAUGGGAGUUCUUCUGGCAGCAAACCGAAGGUGCCGUGGCAGUUAUGAUGGCAUCAAUCACAGCAUUCCGCACACUUUUCGUCAAGCAGACAAAUGAUUCCGAGGAUACCACGUCUCGUAGUCCGGCUGGAAGCUUCUUUCACAGACUCUUCAAGCGGUUCCAAUCAUUAGCGCGGGCACAGCCCCCUGAGAAGCCCAGCUCAAGUCAACAAGAUAGUUCGAUCGUCAAGCUCCCCAAGAUACCAUCACCCAUCUUUACUGGCCUGAGAACUUUUAUUCGCAAAAAUAACCGUACUAACGUGAGCACUGCUACGUUUGCUACGCUCGAUUCUGGAAUCGACGGCACCGAGACAGAUUACCAUGCCGCUCUCAAAACACAAGCGCGGGUCGCGCACGAUGAUGUCUCUUCACUUGGGCAAUCUUAA